GCGGCGGCGCGAACGGCUGCGAGGAGGGUGGCUCCGGCUCGGGCUCCCGCGACCUCCGCGACCCCCCGCGCAGGGCCCUGCGGGACGCGGCGCCGCGGGGCUGGAGGAUGCGGCCGCGGCCCGGGGGCUGCAGCAGCGGGAAGCCGGGGCGCUGCAGGUCAGCAGUUGAGUAGCUGGGGCCCCCCCGAGGGCUUGAAGCCUUCCCAGUGAUGGCAGAGAAGCGGCCACUGGGGACCCUGGGGCCUGUGAUGUAUGGCAAGCUGCCCCGUCUAGAGGCAGACUCCGGGCCCGGGCACAGCCUGCCCCCCUCUGCUGGCAACCAGGACCCCUGCAGCUACAAGGGUGCUUACUUCUCCUGCCCUAUGGGGAGUGCUCCCAAGGCAGGGUCUGAGCGGUUAGCAUCCUGGAUCCCAUAUCCACCCUUGUACCCUGCCAGCAUGGCAGGCCCCCCUCUGCGGACAGACAACCUGUUGACCAGCUGUCUGCUCUACCGCCCACCAGCGGAGAGCUCCGAGAAGGUGCAGGACCCUGGCCCUGUUGAGCUCCUGUCCUUCGGUCCCCAGUCUCAUUCCUACCCAGCCCCACCGUUGGCGGCACCCAAACCUGUCUACCGCAACCCUCUGUGUUACGGGCUCUCACCCUGCCUGGAGGAAGGGGCAGCGAAGAGGCCACUGGAUGUCGACUGGACAAUGGUGACUGGACCUCUGUUACCCCCGGCUGAACCACCUUGUUCCCUGACGCCGGCUCCUGGCAAGGGCCAGUCCCUGGAUGGCACCUUCUUGCGUGGGGUGCCAGCUGAGGGACCCGGCAAAAACUCCGUAAGCUUCUCCCCGUGCCAGGCCUUCCUGGAGAAGUACCGGACCAUCCACGGCACGGGCUUCCUGCCCUCUAAGUAUGCAGGUCCUUACUCUGGGGACUCUAAGCAGGCGUUGUCCGAGGGACCCCCCAGCCCUUGGACCCAGCUGGCCCAACCCCUGGGCCCCGCCUGCCAGGAUACAGUGCCUACCCACUACCCGCUCCCCCACCCUCCCCAGGCCCUGCCUUGCCCAUCAGCCUGCCGCCACCCAGAGAAGCAGGGCAGCUACGGCGCAGUGCUCCCACUACAGCCUCUGGGAGCCCACAAGGGGGCUGGGUACCCGGCUGGUGGGCUGAGCAGUCCCUACCUGAGGCAGCAGGCAGCACAGACACCCUAUAUGCCCCCAGUGGGCCUGGACACUUUUUCCUGCCCCUCUGCCCCCCCGCCAGCACCCUCACCAGGCCUCAAGCUGGAGCCGCCUCUCGCUCCCCGGUGCCCCUUGGACUUUGCCCCCCAGACGCUGAGCUUUCCCUAUGCCCGGGAUGACCUCUCUCUCUAUGGAGCAUCCCCCGGGCUUGGAGGGACGCCACCUUCCCAAAACAACCUACAGGCUGUGCCCCAGCCCAGUGCCUUCCAGCGGGCGUGCCAGCCUCUGUCCGCCAGCCAGCCAUGCCCCGAGCCUGGGAGGCCUGUGGAGAAGCCAGCCCAGGAGGCAGAGGAGAAGAUGUGGCUGCCAAGCUGCAGGAAAGAGCAGCUCCAGCCCCAGCUUGACGAGCGCCCCGGAGCGCCCAUCGUCAUCGGCGACAGUCCGGUUCCCCACACCCCCCUGGGACUCGCGCCCUGUGCCCAGGAGUGCGGGGCUCUUCCACAGAGUGACGGCGCACUGCCACCCGGCUCGCCACCCAUGCCUGUCAUCGACAAUGUCUUCAGCCUGGCCCCGUACCGUGACUACCUGGAUGUGCAGGCACCCGAGGACCCCGCUGAGCCCGCCCCGGCCCCAGCCCCCAGCGGGAGCCCCGCAAAGGACGGUGGGGCACCCCUGGCCGCACGGGAGGCGCCCGCAGAGCCCCUGGGCUCCCGCAGAGAGGAGGUAGCACUGGACCUAAGCGUGAAGAGGCCGGUGCCCGAGGCGCCCAUCGGGGCCCCCAGUCCCGCCGCGCCUGCCCAGCCGCCCGCGGCCCCCGAGGCGCCAGGUGCGGGCAACGCACUCCCGGAGCUGCCAGACUUGGCAAAGGCAGCCCCCGAGGCCACGGGGUCCCCUGUACCGGCGACCACCGACGAGGCCGCCCCCAGGACCAACUUCCACAGCUCCGUGGCCUUCAUGUUCCGAAAAUUCAAGAUCCUCCGGCCCGCACCCCUGCCUGCGGCCUCGGCCCCAGCCGCACCGGCCGCGCCCUCCGCGGCUGCGCCCCCCGCGCCUCCCCCCGCGUCCGUGCCCCUUGGGCUGCAGAUUCUCAGCCCACCGCUGCCCGUGGCCUGCUUCAACCUAGCGCUGCCCAGCCCGCCCGCCGUGGCCCUGGCGUCCCGGGCCCUGGCCCCCGCCCCGGCCCCCGCCCCGGCCGCCCCCGCCACCAGCUCCCCAGAGCAGCACUUCACGGGCCUGCACGCAUCCCUGUGUGAUGCCAUCUCGGGCUCCGUGGCCCACUCCCCGCCCGAGAAGCUGCGGGAGUGGCUGGCCACGGCGGGGCCCUGGGGCCGGGCAGCAUGGCAGGACUGCCAGGCGGUGCAGGGGCUGCUGGGCAAGCUGCUGUCGCAGCUGCAGCGCUUCGUGUGCACCCAGCAGUGCCCCUUCCCCCACGUGGUGCGCGCCGGGGCCAUCUUCGUGCCCAUACACCUGGUGAAGGAGCGCCUCUUCCCGAGGCUGCCCCCCGCCUCCGUGGACCACGUGCUGCAGGAGCACCGCGUGGAGCUGCGGCCCACCACACUGUCUGAGGAGCGGGCACUGCGCGAGCGGGCCCUGCACGGCUGCACGUCGCGCAUGCUCAAGCUGCUGGCGCUGCGCCAGCUGCCUGACAUCUACCCGGACCUGCUGGGCCUGCAGUGGCGGGACUGUGUCCGCCGCCAGCUGGGUGACUUUGACACUGAGGCUGGAUCUGUGCCCUCCUCAGAACCCACCAUGGCCAGAGACGAGCCGGAGAGCCUAGCCCUGGCUUGGAAGUCACCCAUCCCCAAGGCCAGGAAGCCAGGGAGGAAGCCACCAACCCCUGGCUUGGAGAAAGCAGAGGCAGCCCUUGAGGAAGGGGCCUGCAGUGCCUCACCCGCCCCUGCCACCAGCACCUGCCCCCAGGGCCCCAUACUAAGGGCCCGCUUCCGCAGCCUGCUAGAAGCUGCCUGGCUCAAUGGCCUGGCACUGCCCACUUGGGGCCACAAGGCCACAGGGCCGGAUCGGUCCAUGCCCCAGCCACAGGCGCUGGGCAACCAGAGCCAUCCCCUGUAGCGCUGGUUGCUGUCUGGACAGCUGCCGUGUGGGGUCACCCUCUGUACCCCUACCUGCUAUAGGCCUGGUUGCCCAGGGCCAGAAGCAGACAUGCCCUGGGAGCUUCUCCUCUUGCUGCCACCUUCACACCCCAUGGGGCUGAGAGCCCCCGAACUUUUAACUUGAGGGCCUUUAUUAUUAGGACAACUUCCUGUUUCUUCCUGAGAGAAAACGUGUGGGCUUUGGAGCUCACCAGACUCGGGCUCAAUCCUGGCUCCGGUGUUCCUUGCUGUAUGACCAGGCAAGUUACUUCCUCCUGUGAGCCCUCAGUUCUCCAUUUGUAAGAUAGGACAACGCAGCCUACCUCACAGGGUUGUUGUGGGGGUGAUGCCUGGCACACACCCAUUCAGGUUUGCUCUCUGCUCCCUCCCCAGGACAGGGGCCUGGAUCUCAGCCAGGGCCUGGGAUAGGAGGCUAAGGCAAGCAGAACCUUCUAGAAAGUCUUCGUGUGUCAUAGGUCAUUUAGGGUGGUACAGUGUACAGUGUGGAUGACUUCUACUUCCUAGAGUCCUUUCCCGGGAAAGCUUGGGACUGUGCCCCAGCGUCUGGGAUUGGGCCCUGACCCCCAGCCUGGAGCUCCUUGGGGAAGCCUGCCCCUUCCCUCCGUCACUACAGGGGGUGCCAGGAUGCAGCCUGCGGCUGGCAUCCGUGUUCUGGGCCUGCUGCUCUUACCUCUGGGGGGGCCCCAGGCCGGUCCUGAAUCGACACCCAUGACUUCCCUGAGCUGCCUCCUCCACCUGGUGCGUUUUUCCAAGAAAGUUGUACGUUUGCUGGAAGCCAAGAGGCUGCAGGGACUCAGGGACGAGACGAGACAGGCUGAAUGACAGCUCAAUCCUGGGCGGUCUCCGAAGAUCUGGACUGGUGGCCUCAGCCCUCCCCAAGCCAGAGCCCCAUCGGUCAUGCCUGCUCUGAGUUACCUCCUUGCAGAGUGCUAAACUGAGCCAGAGGCUGGCAACCUUGGCCUUUGGCCUGGCUAAGGUUUCUAAGAAGGCUGUGGGUCCUGGAGGCAGGCCAUUAAACAUUAAAGCGUUUGGGUUGUUUUUGGA
Messenger RNA from Nyctereutes procyonoides (raccoon dog), 4318 nucleotides. It is a transcript of the gene PRMT2IP, whose product is annotated as chromosome unknown C15orf39 homolog. The coding region runs from base 210 to 3233 and encodes 1007 amino acids. NCBI's taxonomy places the organism in Eukaryota, Metazoa, Chordata, Mammalia, Carnivora, Canidae. The record is from RefSeq and is a predicted model, not a curated record. The transcript has 3 exons.